Molecule: messenger RNA, 2062 nt
Organism: Olea europaea var. sylvestris
Lineage: Eukaryota; Viridiplantae; Streptophyta; Magnoliopsida; Lamiales; Oleaceae
Product: 4-coumarate--CoA ligase-like 5
Exons: 4
Coding region: 220-1881 (553 amino acids)
Cellular component (GO): peroxisome
Molecular function (GO): CoA-ligase activity
Source: RefSeq, a predicted model, not a curated record
AUUACUCUAUGCAUCAAAUGAUAAAUUGUUAUGCCACUACAGCAAUAUUCUUCAAACAAAGGUCAGCUUGUUGUGUUCAAAAUCUAAAGUUUCCAUGAUGCUACCGGUAGAAACAUUUUUGUGCGAGUUGAAGUGGUAAAGCACCCCAACUGAUCAGAGAUAUUUUAUAUUCUUUGUUCUUGAAUCUUAUCUAGAAAAAAGCUUCUUGUUUCUUCAUGCAUGGCGGAACUCAACGAGCUGCCUUCUCCUUCCAUUGAUCCAAGAAGCGGUUUCUGCAAAGCAAAUUCCAUCUUCUACAGCAAGCGCAAACCAAUCCCUUUACCCUCAAACGACUCCAUUGAUGUCACAACCUUCAUAUCGUCACGAUCUCACCGUGGUAAGAUCGCGUUCAUUGACGCAUCCACCGGCCGUCAGCUCAGUUUUCCAGACGUCUGGAGAGCCGUCGACGCUGUCGCUACCUGCCUCUCCGUCGACAUGGACAUCCGCAAAAACGACGUUGUCCUCCUCCUCAGUCCCAAUUCCAUCUACUUUCCCAUUGUUUGCCUUGCCGUAAUGUCUCUUGGCGCCAUCAUCACCACCACAAAUCCCCUCAACACUCCCCCGGAAAUCGCCAAGCAAAUCGCUGAUUCGAAGCCUGUCCUAGUCUUCACUGUACCCCAGCUCCUGCCUAAACUCGCAGAUUCAAAACUACCCAUCGUCCUCCUCGACUCCGGGAACUCAUACACCAGCGAGUCAAAGAUUGUAAAAACCAUAGUUGAAAUGAUGAAAAGAGAACCGAAUCAAAGCCGAGUAAAGGAACGAGUGAGUCAAGAUGACACAGCCAGUCUAUUAUAUUCUUCCGGUACCACCGGCAUAAGCAAAGGGGUUGUUUCAUCGCACAGAAAUUUGAUAGCAAUGGUUCAAACAAUUGUGAGUCGAUUCAAAUUAGAUGAAGAAAAUCAAACUUCAAUCUGCACAGUACCCAUGUUUCAUAUCUACGGCUUAGCAGUUUUUGCUACCGGUCUAUUAGCCGCCGGCUCUACAAUAGUAAUCCUAUCAAAAUUCGAGUUGGAUGAUAUGUUAAUGGCUAUACAGAAGUACUCUGCCAGUUAUUUACCAUUAGUGCCUCCAAUGCUGGUGGCUCUGGUGAAUAACGCGGCAGCGAUCAAGAGAAACUACGAUUUAAGAAGCUUGCAGACUGUCGUGUCUGGUGGAGCGCCUUUAAGUACGGAGGUGACAGAGUAUUUCCUGGAGAAGUAUCCGAAUGUAACAAUAUUGCAGGGCUAUGGGUUGACGGAAUCAACAGCUAUAGGCGCCUCGACGGACUCUUUGGAAGAGACUCGCCGGUACGGUACGGCGGGACUGCUGGCACCGAGAAUGGAGGCAAAGAUUGUGGAUCCAGAAAGUGGCGAGGCGCUGCCGGUGAAUCGCACGGGCGAGCUGUGGCUGAAGGGGCCCACCAUUAUGAAAGGUUAUUUUAGCAAUGAAGAGGCUACGGCAUCAGUCCUAGAUUCUGAGGGAUGGUUAAGAACUGGAGAUCUGUGCUAUGUCGAUGAGGAUGGAUUCAUUUUUGUUGUUGAUCGGUUGAAGGAGCUGAUCAAGUACAAGGGCUACCAGGUUCCGCCAGCAGAAUUAGAGGCUUUGUUACUCACUCACCCGGAAAUUACUGAUGCAGCUGUUAUACCGUUCCCAGAUGCGGAGGUUGGACAAUUUCCCAUGGCAUAUGUGGUGAGGAAAACAGGCAGUUGUAUAUCGGGGAGUGCAGUAAUGGAUUUUAUCGCUAAACAAGUAGCACCAUACAAGAGGAUUCGACGAGUGGCCUUCACAGCUUCCAUUCCCAAAAAUUCCUCAGGCAAGAUUCUAAGGAAGGAUCUGAUAAAGCUUGCUGUAUCUAAACUAUGAAGUAUGCCAAAAACCAAGAAAGUCUAUUGGUGUGCAAGUAUAGUUUGAUGUAUGUAUGACUACGUGCCUCUUUGUUGAGGACGGUAUUUAAACGAUAUAUAUGUUAUCCUAUGUAAUAGCUUAAGAUUUUAGAUCAAAUGAUUCAACUUGAUAUCAAAGCACAUGAAGGUCAUUGGUUCAA